This is a messenger RNA of Setaria italica (foxtail millet), 750 nucleotides long. Its product is annotated as protein RNA-directed DNA methylation 3. The transcript has a single exon. Bases 259 to 537 code for a protein of 92 amino acids. NCBI's taxonomy places the organism in Eukaryota, Viridiplantae, Streptophyta, Magnoliopsida, Poales, Poaceae. The record is from RefSeq and is a predicted model, not a curated record.
UCCACGCGUGGUGCAUGGGCGGCGAUGCUUCCUUUCCUUCUUCUCCAGAAUCCAGAUUAACAAAUUCACCCUGGUCAUUGAUCGAUUCGUCGGCAGAGGGAAGCGUGCUCCUAUAAAGGCCACAACCUCUUCGCCUCCCCGGCCGGCUUCUCCUUGCCUCAACCGCAAGAAAGCAGCACGCGAUCUCUCGAAUUCUUCGAUUCUUUCUCGAGGGGGUCGUCGUUCCUGUCGCCGGUAAGGUCGGCAGGAAGCGGAGCCAUGCAACGCAGCAACUCGUUCGGCACGUCGUGGGCGGACCAGUGGGACUACGGCGGCGACCCGAGCCCCCGCGCGCGCGGGCGGCAGGACGGCGGCGGCGGCGGCAAGAAGCCUGGCGGGGUGGAGAAGACCAAGGCGGCCGCGGCGACGGGGUUGAGGAAGGUGAAGGAGGGCACGGCCAGCGGGUUCCAGUGGAUCAAGGACAAGUGCCAGAAGAAGGGCGGCGGCGGCGGCAAGAAGCAGGGCGCCCAUGAGGGCUCCGGGAUCGCCGGGUACUAGCAUAUGGCUAGGCUCUGCUUCGGAUAGGAGGCUGUUUGGAUAGGCGGUCUCUGUUUGUUUCGUUCGUUGUUACGUCCAUGUGUAUACAGUUUUGCUGUUGGAUAGUUGGAUGAUGCUAGUGUCUCUUGUCUCUCGACACCUUCGUUCGUGUAGAACUGUAGAUGGAUGUUUGGGUCUCUGCUAUUGAUGAUUGGUUCAUUGUUUUGGAUUCUA